Molecule: messenger RNA, 1015 nt
Organism: Pelagomonas calceolata
Lineage: Eukaryota; Pelagophyceae; Pelagomonadales; Pelagomonadaceae
Source: the annotation of a GenBank genome assembly
UCGCUCGUUCACCGCUGUUGUCUCAUAUCACAAAGCGCCGCCGCCGAGGCUCUUGUAAGUUGUAACUGCCCUCCCACUAGUACCUUGGUAACCUUGCAGGAGCCUGCGUUGCUCGCAGAGCAGAUGUCGGAGAAGGAGCAAAAGCCGCCGCCGUGCCUCGACCCGGAAAAAUGCCCGCGGGUCGCGGCGUGCCUUGAAUCCUCGAAGCUCUGCCACGAACUCGGCCGCGUCGGGUCGUAUCGGCCGUGCGGCAUCGAGCGAAGGCCGCUGAUGAUCGCGGUGGCGGUCGCCGGGGUGCUCGCCCUCUUGCUCAACGUGUACGCCCUCUUCGCCCUCUCGACGGACGCCAAGGUCAUCAAGCCGACGGCCUGGGCGGUAGGCGACGUUCGCGCCGGCUUCCGCGGCGACACGGCGUACUUCGGCCUUACGACGGCGGUCGGCUUCGACGGCAGCCACAAAGUCUUCGAGGACCAUUGGGGGCGCGUCGACUGCCACAAGUACGCCAUCACGCCCAACCAGCCGAACAGGACAAAACCGCACGGCGACGUCGACCGGUGCAAGCGCUGCAAGUCCGACGUCGGCCAGAUGGCGACCACGGUGAUCGUCUCCGCGAUCGCGACGCUCGGCACGCUCCGCUAUGCGCACCGGCGCGCCAACCCCGAGACUGCGCGCGGACGGUGUCUGAAGUCACCGCGUUACGCGCGUCGGCGCGCGCGUUGCGACCUUGUUCACGACCUCUUCCACACAGGACAGAAAUUUCUUCAAAGCGAUGGGCAUCGUCGUCGGCCUGAUCGCGUUCUCGACGGCACUGGGCCCCAUGCUGGCCUUUCAAAAACACUGCACGCGGUCGAACACGGAUAUGCUCAAGAUGCGGGCCGGUCCCAGUUACAUUUGUAUGGGUUUCGCGGUAUUCCUCAAGGCGACGACUAUCGUGGCACAUCUAGCUCUCCGCGCACCCGGGAACCCCGCCGAGGAGUCCGUCGCGCGGCGGCUCGCGUGGAUCAGUAUGGACUAA